AUGUUACCUGAAUAUAUUGAAAAUAAAACAAUUCAAUUGAAUCAACAAUCUGAGAAAGAAAAAUGUUUUUUAGAAGCAAUUAUGAAAUCUGAUUCAAAUACAUUUGAUAAAUUAUUAAGUGAUGAUCCUCUAUUAAUUUAUUGUUCUAUUCCACCUGAUUAUAAUUAUUCUAAUAUUUAUCAAAUUAUUGUUGAACAUUCAACAUAUAUAUUUAUAGAUAAUGUAUUUAGUAAAUAUUUCAAUAUGAUUAAUGAUUCAACUGAAUGUGGUAAAAAUCUUGUACCAGUAGCAUGUGAAAGAGGUGAUGAAAAUAUAUUGAAAAUAAUAUUAAAAUAUUUUCCAUUUGCACCACUCAAUGGAAUUACUAAUUCAAAUAAAUUAUAUAAUUAUUCAGCACGUAAUAAGCCACAUGAAAUUGAAUUAUCAGAAUAUAAAAAUGAUAUUCCACUAUUAUAUGUUAUUCGUGAUGAUCGACCUGAUCUUUUAGUUAUUUUAUUUAAAUUUAAACCAUUUCAAUUAGAUUAUUUAACAAAAGAAGAAAAACAAAAAAUUUUUCAUCUUUGUUUAUUAACUGAACAUCGUCGAAUUACUAUGGAUCAAUAUAAUCUCAGGUGGUUCAAAAAUCAAUCAUUAUCUCCAUGUGGUUCUAUUGAAUGUCUUCAUUUAAUUAUUGAAUAUGCUCAUUUUAAUCCACUUCAUUUUCAAUCAUCUAUAUCACCAUUUGCACUUAUACUUAAACCAAUCGAUAUUUAUAUAAAACACGUAUUUUAUCAAAUCUAUGAUCAUGUAGACAUAAAAAUUCCUGCACAUAUAAUAGUAGGUUUAUACAAUUUAAUUAAGAAACAAAUGAAUUUAUUCAUUUAUUUAAUAACAUAUUGCUGUUUUGUACCAACAGAUUAUGAUAUAACUCGUUUAUCUGAAUUGAAAUAUUAUGUGAAAGACAUAUUUUAUGCAACUAAAUAUUUGUCAAUUGAAAAUUUCUUGUCUAAGGUAAUCAAGUUGGCAAAGCGGGAUAAGAAAAAUAAUAAAAUAUGCUUGACAUUAAAAGAAAUAUGUCGUUGUAAAAUUCGCGAUCAUUUACGCACUCAAGGACGUAUACUGGUACAAGUCGAAAAUCGUUUUGAUUUAAAUUUUGAACUAAAUAAAUAUUUAAAAUUUAUAAUUUAA
Rotaria sp. Silwood2 is the source of this 1167-nucleotide messenger RNA. NCBI's taxonomy places the organism in Eukaryota, Metazoa, Rotifera, Eurotatoria, Philodinida, Philodinidae. The record is from the annotation of a GenBank genome assembly.